AUGGACAGUGUGGACAAUGAGGGCGACGUGGAUAACUCUAUGGGUGUUCGUCCUAUUUGCGACUAUGUUGAGCUGCCACGUGUUGCAAAAGAAAUUCCAAUGGUUACUAAGUGGGAAGAUGAUAUUAUUAAUAGAGCAUCACAGCAGAACUGUUUCAGAAUCAGUAUCGCCAACUCGGAUAAGAGUCGAUAUGUGGUGAAAUGUCGGGGAGCAGCUGAAGGUUGUAAAUGGGUUGUGAGAGCAACAAAGAUAAAGAAUUCUGAAGCGUUCUCGAUUAGAACAUACAUAAAGAUACAUUCAUGCUCUCACGCAACAUCAAGUAAUGGAAUCAAAAGGAAACGUACACCAAGAUGUGUUGCAGCUAUAGUGCAUAUGGAUUAUCCGGGACUAUUUGAGAAACCUACUCUGAAAACCCUGGUCGGUCUGGUGCAGAGGACAUUUGGUGUGGAAAUGUCGUAUGCCACAUGUUUGAGAGGAAAACAACAAGUUGUUUCGGAUUGGCAUGGUAGUCCCGAGGAAGGAUACAAAAAAUUGACUUCUUAUUUGCAUAUGUUAAAGAAGGUCAACCCGAAUACAAAAACAAGUUUGUUAUUGGAUUCGGAAAAAAGAUUCAAAUACCUAUUUGUUGCGUUGGGAGCUUCCAUUGAAGGGUUUGAAUACAUGGGGAAAGUCAUCCCUAUGGAUGCAACUUUUCUGAAGAUUGUUAAAGGUGGUGUUUUAAUUAUUGCCACUGCUCAGGAUCUAAACCUUCACCAUUAUCCUUUACCUUUUAGUGUCGUUGAUGGGGAGAAAAAUGAUAGCUUGAACUGGUUUUUCACACAGCUGAAAACUGUUAUACCGGAUUCGACAGAAUUGGUGUUUGUUGCAGACAUAAAUCCAUGUCUGAUAAAAGUCGUUGCUGAAGCGUAUCCGAUGUCUAAACAUGGAUAUUGUAUCUGGAAACUAUCGCACAAUGUGGAAGUUCAUGUCAAACAGGGCAGGGACGAGGUUGCACUACAAUUCAGGAAAGUUGCACAAGUUUAUUUAGAGGCUGAGUUUGAACAGCAGUAUCAAGAGUUUAGGAGAGGUAUCCAGGGUGUGAUAAAAGUACGAAGGAUGUAUUUACUGCCUAUGUUUGAGACAGUUAGUGACAAAAUGACCAAGUGGUUCAAUAGACAUAGGAAGGAUGCAGCAGCCAGACCAUCAUCUCGAAAAUUGGUUCUUUAUGUGGAGAACAAAAUGCAUAAAAUAAUACUGAAAGGUGAAAAACUACAAGUGACUCAGCUGAACACUUUUGAGCUUGAAUACAGUGUUACUGGAACAGACGGGAAGACUUAUUUGGUGGAUUUGCAUCAUAAAACGUGCAGCUGCAGGAAGUUUGAUAUAGAUAAAUACCCAUGUGUCCAUGCAAUAGGCGCUGCCAUUAAGUGUUUGAAGCAUUGA
Raphanus sativus (radish) is the source of this 1422-nucleotide messenger RNA. RefSeq lists its product as uncharacterized. The record is from RefSeq and is a predicted model, not a curated record. Bases 1 to 1422 code for a protein of 473 amino acids. Gene Ontology annotation, molecular function: zinc ion binding. Lineage: Eukaryota; Viridiplantae; Streptophyta; Magnoliopsida; Brassicales; Brassicaceae. The transcript has 3 exons.